Messenger RNA from Xenia sp. Carnegie-2017, 2634 nucleotides. Its product is annotated as large neutral amino acids transporter small subunit 4-like. NCBI's taxonomy places the organism in Eukaryota, Metazoa, Cnidaria, Anthozoa, Malacalcyonacea, Xeniidae. The transcript is spliced from 11 exons. The record is from RefSeq and is a predicted model, not a curated record. The coding region runs from base 174 to 2192 and encodes 672 amino acids.
AGUCCUGUUAAUAAUCUGGUUUGUCAAGAUAACCGAAAACCAGUUUCGAAUUUCACACGACGAAGCCGCAAAAUGUAUCCUGUUCAGUUUCACAGCAUUCGUCAUCCAACCUCGAGAGAGAAGGACGUCGCCAAUAAAGCAUCCAAAGACACUGCUGCUGCAGGCCAUUGGAUAUGUCGUCAGUUCGACAUCUUGAAUUUGGCGAUUGGGUAUUUCUACUCACGAGCGUAUUUGAGACGAUUAUGUUUUGUGGCUUUCAAACAGGAUGGUCUUCUUUGGUGUACGUCUUUAUCGAGGAAGGAAUUUAUGCUCAUCUCUGUGGAAAUGUAGAUCUUCAAAUGAAUGCUUCAGAAUAUUUACUCACAAACUCUAGCAAUUUAGUGCAACCGCUAAGCAAUGCCUUCAACGAAACCCGAAAGAAUGAUUGUAUUGCUCAACAAGAAAUGCUCAAUUUGGCCUACACAAUCUCCAAUUCAGUGUCGUCUAUAGCGGCUUUUCCUAUUGGAAUGGCAAUGGAUCGCAUUGGGCCGCGUUUCUCAAGAAUUAUAUCUGGAAUAUUACUUGGCUGUUCCUGCUUUUUAAUGUCUUUCUUAAACUCUGAAAACUCUGCUAUUUUGUUUGUUGGUUUAAACGUGGCUUGUCUCGCUACAAUUGUAUUAUUUAUGACUCCGCAAGCGUGCAUACGAAGGUUCAAAAAAGGUCAUUCUGUACUGAUCGGUUUAUAUUGUGCUGGCUGGGCUGGCUCUUCAUUUACCAUGCUUGUUUUCAAGGUACUUCACGAGAGCAGUGGAGUAAGUAUUGCUACUUUCUUCCGAUUCUUGACUGUCGGCUGCGUCUUCUUGUGUAUAAAUGCUGCUCUGCUUUAUCCUGAUUCUGUUACUGCAUUUUCCGGUGAAAAGCCACCAUUAAAGGAGAAAAAAUUUAACAAAACAGCAUUUUCUUGUUUUGGUCGUGGAAUACAAAAAUUAAAAUAUUACAUCGCUCUGAUGAUCAAGGGAAGUAAUGAUAAAAUAAACAAUAAUUACACUCGUCAAAACAAAGACGAACGGGAACAAUUGAUGGUGCAAAGUACGAACUUGAAUUGUGUGCAAAAAAAUACAGAUUGCGGAUUUCAUUCAACAAAACACAUUCACGAUUACCAAAGCCAGGAUUUGGAAUUGACGAAGACAAACAGUUCGCUUUCUCUGAAUCCGUUGUCUCAAUCUUUUACAUCAUCAAUCACUGUUUUUGAUAAUGUUCUCGAAGUGAAGCAAAUGGUGGAUUCUGACUAUAAACAAAAAACACAGAUACAUUUGAAAAACAAAUGCGAACACAAUACCAGGCAAAGUUUUGCACAAGAUGUGAUAUCAGAGAAACAAGGAGGGGAAAAACACAACCCAUCCGCAGAUCUUCAAGUGUGGACUGCAAAAUCUGCGGUGGCCUAUCUCAAGUCUGGGAUUUCUUUCAAGAAUUGUGUCUUGUCUAGACUUCAUAUCCUUUUGGAACUAUUCCUUACUGUGUGCAAAUUGCGAGCAUGGGUCUUUGUGGGAAUUUUUUAUAAUUUUAUUUCGGAGCUUUGCGAAGGAGAUCGCGCAACAGUGGCAAAAUAUGUAACCAUUUUUGGAUUAAGUCAUAUCGGGGCGUUCGUUAUGGCUCCAUUAUUUGGUUACAUUAUCGAUAGACAAUGUUCUGAAGAUGACGAUGUUGUUGUAAAGCCAUCAAAAGACUUGGAAAAAGAACAUCAGAUAUUUAUGAUGCACGUAGAAGAUACUCCGCGCGUCCUUAAAUUUAUAAUACGAUGUUAUAGGAGAAGAAUAUUUAAAUUGAACGACGCAGUCUUGGUGACGGUUUCAGCAAAUGUUGUCUUUUGUCUGUUGUCGUUAGUUCCUAGUCUUCCUGUACAGAUCAUCACCUUUCAGUUGUACGUGUUUGUCAAAGUUGCCUACGAUACUGUGUUUACGAGUAUACUUGUUCUCUUAUUUCCACAGAAACAUCUUGGGAAAUUAAUGGGUUUUGCUGCUUUUAUCGGCGCCAUCUUUUCUCUUCUUCAAUAUCCUUUGUUUCUUGUAAUGGAGGAGUGGUUCGAUGGUCGAACGAUCCAGAUUCAUAUAUUUCUGUGGGUUUUAUCCUUGCUUGGCUUUGGUUUACCUAUUUAUCUUUGGCGUAAAGCUUCAAAACAAGAUCCAAACAGUCUCGCGUUUGUUAAUGUGUAGUGGGGAAAAAGAGAGAUUCACAUAUCUGUCUGUUGGCGUAGCAAAAAAAGUUUUGUUUUUGCUCAAAAAUACCGCCAUCGUUGUCAGGGAUUAACGUCCAUAAUGAAUUGAAAUACAUGCGCUUGGUUUUCAUGGACUCACUUUUAAAAACAAUUUGAAAAACUGCUUCAGUCACUAAAAAAGCGCCAAGGAGACAAUUUGCCUGUGUGUUGUGAGAUAUGAGGCAUAAACAUUUAGUACAAUAACGUUAUUUUAAACUCUUUAAUUUAAAAUUUACCACAACCGUUGCAACUUGAUGCAAUAUGGCAUAGAAUAUGGCACUAUAGAAACGUCAUAUACGUUCAUUAAUGGAAGUUUUAUCUUAGUAUCUAUUCACAAUAAAUAUUUAUUUCUUGGAAAACGCAAAACACGAAUUUUAGACUAAAUUAAAGUUUUAAAAACA